CCGGAGCGCGGCCCCCAGUCUCCAUCAUGGACAACCUAGAGGAGGACCUGACGUGCUCGGUGUGCUACUCUCUGUUCUCUGACCCACGAGUCUUGCCGUGCUCGCACACCUUCUGUAAGACCUGCCUGGACAACUUGCUCCAGGUGUCUACCAACUACUCCAUCUGGCGUCCGCUCCGUGUUCCGCUAAAAUGCCCCAACUGUCGCAGUGUGAUGGAGCUGCCCCCGGCAGGCGUAGAAGCUCUGCCCACCAACGUAUCUCUGCGGGCCAUCAUCGAGAAAUACCAGAGGGACAGUGACCCACGACCCCCCUCCUGUCCGGAGCACAACAGGCAACCUCUGAACAUGUACUGCAUCCGGGAUCGGCAGCUGAUCUGCGGGCUGUGUCUGACUGUUGGGCAGCACCAGGGCCACGCCAUAGACGACCUGCAGGCGGCUUUCAUCCGAGAAAAACAGACGCCAUCGCGACUGCUGGCCAGACUCUCUGAGCAGAGAUGGGUGCAGGCGUGUGAGCUAGGGGAGCAGCUGGAGCAGGAGAAGGCCCGCUGUGAGGGGCUGGUGAGGCAGGACCGACAGGAAGUCAACCAGUUUUUUCAGACGCUGGAGGCGGUGCUGGCCAGGAAGAGACAAGCCUACCUGGAGGCCCUGGAUAAAGCUGCUGCAGAGGUGUCCCAGGCCUACGACCCACUCAUCCACAGAGUGAAGGAGCUACAGGAAGAACAGCUGGACCUGGUGUCCUUGGGUUCAUCAGUGGAGGAGGAGGACUCGCCGCUGGUCUUCCUAGAGAAGGCGCACUUGUUCAGAGAGAGGGUGGAGGAGUUUAUUAAAACCCCUCUGCCCUCGGUGUUAAAUCUCUCUGUCAACCCGCGGGCAGCAGAGUACCUGCAGCAGCACUGGCCCGCUGUGACCAUCGGGAGUCUGGAGGAAGCGCCCAUUCCUAAGGUGAGCUGCUGCACAAGAUGCGGCGGUGCGGAGGCCGAGGCCAGAGGGGAUGAGUCCGACCCGUGGCGCGAGCUAUGGCCGACUUCUUUUGUGGUGCUUCUGGGGCUGCUGCUGCUGCUGGCGGUGCUGUGGGCGAACCCGGUCGGGGGCGCGUCGCUCGGCUUCUCACUGUUGUCGCGGUUCAGUCAGUUAGUCCACGGCCUGGGCAGUGAACUCAUCACGUCUGUCUGGGACACGGCGGGAUCAGCGUACACGGUGGCGGAGGCGGCUGUAGAGAGGUGUGGCACACAACUCUCCUCAGUCGGGGAGAAGGCUUUUCAGCAGCUGGCUGCCUUAUUUAAAACUCUGACAUCCCACUGAUGAAACCUUAAACCCUCAACUUUUAUAUAGAAACAACAGAAAGUCUCACUUCCCCAUUCCAGUAGUAAAGGGGAAAAAAUCCACCCUAAAAUAUCAUUUAAACAGCUGCUGCUUAUUUUGAUGUUUGACAAUAGCAACAAUCAAAAACAGCGAAUGUCUGAUUUUGCUGUCAGUUUCACAGUAAAACAAGGCUUUCUUUUUAGAUGUAGACCAACACUGAACCUUAUGUGGUAACAGUGGAGUAAAUGAACCACAAUGCAUUGCAGGUCCUUUUCCUUUGUUUUUGUUAACGCUUCUCAGCACUCACACCUGGAAAAUUAAGGCAAUAAGUAAACAAAUAACUAGAUAUUGAAGGCUGGUUUAUGGAAAAUUCUGACAACAAAAAAAAGAUUUUUAUAAAACUGGAUAUAACAAAAACUAAAACUUAUUUAUCAGAAAUAACAUCAGCACAAAAAAAGUUAGAAAUGUAGUAACCAUCAUACGUAGAUCAUAAUGUUACUGAGAGGGUGGAUUUUUCCCUUUAGCCUCAUUUCAAAGAUUCCCAGGGGUCCUAUGCAGACUGGGGGGUGGGAAUAUGACUGCUAUUUUCAAGUUCUUAAAAAAAAUGUAGACAGUUUAUGUAGCUAGAAAUCUUUUUAUACGAGUAUGAAUUGUGUUAUUGUCUAGUGUUUUGUGUUUCUCUUUGUGGUGUGUUUUUCUAGAUGAUCGUCAUACUGCCUAACUAAUAAGCAUUUAUCAUAUCAAACAUUAGUCGAAACACUUUAACAUAGACUGAGGUUUUCAAAAAGAAAAGGCAGAAACCGUGCCUAGAAAUUUAUAAGUCACCUUUCCCAUAAUGCACUGGGACAUUACAGUAGCUUCACCGUUGCUCAGGCCGUCAGCACAGCCUCUCGUGUAUCUCCUUACACAAGACUGUUUACAGUGACUGGAGCAGUAUGUGAAAUUUAGAGCCUGCAGAGUGGAACCAGACACACAGUGGAUCUGACUUAAAGCCUCCACAUAUCAUGUUGCGGUGAUGCUCUGAGCGGCUCCCUUACUGUGCCUUUAACCAUCAUGCCUUUACAUCGCCCGCACUUAAUAGCUUUAUUGUAGUGGACUGGUUAUUCCAUCAGGACCAAUACGUCUUCUUAGCAUAGUGCUGUUUUUUUUCAUUUUUUUACUAAAAUGGUGCAAUGAUAUACAGUAUAUUUAAAAAAAUAUUACAGCCUUUGGAAAAGCUUUACCAGCAGUACUCUGCUAGAGCAGGUUUGCUUGAGCAGAUUUCAGCAGGGUCAGUCCAGUUUCUACACAAUUAUUAUGUUACCCAGACCUGUUGUAGUGGUUGUAUUUUUAUAAACUUUUUCUCAAUUUCUGUAUUUAAAAAAAAAAAAAAAAAAAAUUCAAAUAAAUUUGUUCAAGUGCUUUA
Molecule: messenger RNA, 2706 nt
Organism: Lates calcarifer (barramundi perch)
Lineage: Eukaryota; Metazoa; Chordata; Actinopteri; Centropomidae
Gene: trim59
Product: tripartite motif containing 59
Biological process (GO): cilium assembly
Cellular component (GO): cilium; centrosome; intraciliary transport particle B
Molecular function (GO): zinc ion binding
Source: RefSeq, a predicted model, not a curated record